Molecule: messenger RNA, 1176 nt
Organism: Alternaria novae-zelandiae
Lineage: Eukaryota; Fungi; Ascomycota; Dothideomycetes; Pleosporales; Pleosporaceae
Exons: 1
Coding region: 1-1176 (391 amino acids)
Biological process (GO): protein N-linked glycosylation
Cellular component (GO): Golgi membrane
Molecular function (GO): glycosyltransferase activity
Source: RefSeq, a predicted model, not a curated record
AUGUUCGGACAUCCAAGCUACAAGCCCAUCUCCAUCCCUUCGCCAUCCCCUUCCACUCGUUCCAAAGCCAUGUACGCACCUCCGCGCUUCCUCACGGGCAAGUUCUUCAUCUGGCUCUGUCUUUUCCUCAUCGGCUUCCCCAUCCUCCUCUGGAACCACCCUAACUUAGAGAACCUCUCCGUUCCGUAUGCCCGACCCCAACCGCGACCCAACGCCCAAUUCGCUGCCCACGGCGACUCGAAAUGCUUACCUGAAGUGUCGGCUGAACUCAUCGAAGCAGCAACUGCGAAACGCGCUACUUGUCGGAAGUACUCACCUUUUGCAACGGGGCGGGCGCGCAUCGCGACUGUGACGGCGCAUUUCGGCAAGCCCCAGGAACAUUAUCAGAAAGCGUUCAAGACGCAUCUCCAACAUGCCUUGGUGCAUGGUACGGAGGUCAGGGUGAUGUGCGAUCCGAUCAUAGAUGAUCUGUGGAACAAACCCGCUUUCAUCCUCAACCUACUCAUGCGGGAGAUGUUGAAGCCAGAGAAGGAGCGGUUGGAAUGGAUACAAUGGGUUGAUCGUGACACCAUCAUCCUCGAUCAAUGCCGUCCGAUAUCCAGUUUCCUGCCACCAGAGAAAGCGCGCUUCGGGUCCUGGUGGCGUCGCUCCUCCUCUUCCGACGACGGCAACGAAGACGAUAAGCAAGCCCCAGCACCAGCAAAUACAACAAACCUCCUCGUAACACGCGACUGGAACGGUCUCAACAACGGCAUCUUCCUCCUCCGCGUCAACGCGUGGGCCAUCGAACUCUUCACCGCCAUCCUCGCAUUCCGCCACUACAAACCGGAGAUCGACCUCCCCUUCACCGAGCAAUCUGCCAUGGAAGAGGUUCUGAAAACAGAGCAAUUCAGAGACCAAGCGAGAUAUGUGCCGCAACAUUGGUUCAACGGGUAUGAAGAGGAGGGCACGCAGAAGUUUCUGGAGAGGGAGGAUGUAGAGGGGUUGAAGGAACGGGAUGUGAGGAGGGGGGAUUACCUGGUUCAUUUUGCGGGGAGGGGGAACAGGGGCACUUUGUUGAUGGCGUGGAGUGGUAUGUUGGAGGGGGCGGGGGAUGUCUGGGAGGAGGGGAGGGUGCAGAGAGAUGUUUCGGGUGAGGUCGCGGAGUUUUGGAGGGAGCUUGGGUAUGGGGUAUGA